GGUGGCAGGCAGCCAGCCGCUCGAUGAAAACGUAGUGCUGCAGCCAGUCUCUGGGGAAUUCCUAAUAUACAUAUAUACGUAGACUUUUCUGGACCUGUAUUGGUGCUGCACCUGGAACAUCCAAGCCUGACGUAUCCUUGGAGUCACACUUAGAGGUCAUUUCCAGUCCUCAUAAGUGGUCAGUGGGUGGUUAGGGGUCAAAGGUCAGGGGGUCCAGUGACCAUGAGGCAGGCCGUGGAGGCUCAGGUGCUAAACCCCCACUGUGAACUUGGAGAACAAGGCCUGCGUCAGAUCCUGACAGAUGUGAUUGAGGAGGUGAGGCGUUCGGUUCAUCAGGAUAUCGACGGAGCCGACAUCCUCCACAGUCUGCUCAACUCUCCCUGGCUGCAGUCGCUGCUCAAGGUGUACGAGUGUCUGCAAAGGCAUCUGAGAAAUUCCCCGCCUCCAGCUCUGGACUACGCAUCAGGACUAGCACUUCAGCUGUUGAUCGACAUCAGAUCGCUGCAAGGCUGCUCUGAAGAGGCCAAAGAGCUGUACCGCCUCCUGAGACAGCCCCACCUACAGGCUCUCCUCUCAGCUCAUGAUACGGUGGCCCAGAAGGACUAUGAGCCGGUUCUGCCUCCGAUGCCGGACGACAUACCGGACGACGAGGAGGCCACCAGGAUCGUAUGUCUGGUCAAGAACAAGCAGCCUCUGGGAGCAACAAUAAAAAGAAAUGAAGUCACAGGGGAGAUCUUCAUUGCUCGGGUGAUACAUGGAGGACUGGCUGAUCGAAGUGGUCUGCUUCAUGCAGGGGACAGGAUCAUAGAAGUAAAUGGGUUUUCAGUGGAUGGGAUGGAACCUGAGCAAGUUAUACAAGUUGUGCAGGCCAGAUCACAAGGUACUAUCAUGUUCAAGGUUGUUCCUAUCACAGAAAGGCCGGUUCACAACCAGACCAUGCUGUAUGUGCGGGCGAUGGCGGACUACAGCCCCCAGCAGGACCCUGCCAUCCCCUGCGCUGAUGCUGGAAUGAGCUUUAAGAAAGGCGAAAUUCUAGAGAUCGUAGACCAGACGGACGCCCUCUGGUGGCAGGCCAAGAAACUGCCCAGCAACAUGUCCUGUGCCGGACUCAUCCCCUCCACCAACCUGCUCAAAAGGAAGCAGAGGGAGUUCUGGUGGUCUCAGCCUUAUCAGCCGCAUGCCUGCAUUCAGACCUUGAGCACUGUAGAGGAAGAAGAAGACCUGAUGGCCCUUGAUGAGAAGUGUGUUGAAGCAGAUGAGGAGGCUUUUGAAUCUGAGGAACUCAGAGAAGAAGAGGAUGACUUCAGCAACAACGCCCAAGGGAUCUAUUUGGCGGGCUUCAGGCGUAGCAUGCGUCUGUGUCGCCGCCGCUCUCACAGCGUCACCCAGCCCUCCUGCCACAACCGCUGCCCAUCCUCCUGCUGCUACAGCGCCAUGAGCAGCCCCUACGAGGAGGUGGUUCGCCACCAGCGCCUCCCACAGGACGCACACAGACUCAUCGCCCUGUUAGGUCCGUCUGGUGUGGGGGUGAAUGAACUUCGACGGCGUUUGAUUGAAACGAACCCCAACAUCUUCCAGGGAGCUAUACCUCACACCACCAGAGCACCCAGAGGAUACGAAGAGUCAGGCAGAGAAUACUACUUCACCAGCCGAGAAAUAUUUGACAACAUGGUGUAUAACAACAGGUUUCUAGAGUAUGGGGAAUACAAAGGGAAUUUUUACGGCACCAGCAUCGAGUCUGUCAAGGAGGUUUUAAACAGCGAAAAGAUCUGCGUCAUUGACAUCGAGCCAAAUGCCAUUCAGGCGGUGCGAACCCAUGAGUUGAAGGCCUACAUCAUCUACGUCAAACCCCCGACACUCGAGCACCUCAGGGAGUCCAGACAGGACUCAUACAUCAUCACCAACUACUACGUCAAUAGACCAUUUAAAGAUGAGGACUUCCAGGAGAUGGAAGAAACCGCCCGUAAGAUGGAGGCGCAUUACUGGCAGUUUUUUGAUCAUGUGAUGGUGAACGAUGAUCUGGAGGACUCGUGCGCUCAGCUUCUUACAGCUGUAAGGAAAGCUCAGGAUGAUCCUCAGUGGGUCCCCGCCAGCUGGAUACGACCCACUGCCGAGUCCUAAGAGGUGAUGCCAAGAUGAAGACAUGUUACUGUGGCAACAAUCUGGGAAUCUUGGAGAUUACUCACCAAAAAAAAGUACUCCUAGUCCAGUUUUCUGAGUGAAAUCCAGUGGUUUAAGUCUAAUACUACAUGUUUAAGGGGAGUAGGGCAUGAAACAAAUCCAAGGGUUUAUUUAGAUCCCGGUGUUUGUGAGGUGCUUUAUAUCUGGUUCAUAAGACGCCACAAAUCUGCAAACUUAACAUGGAGCCGGACUCUAGCUCAGAGAAAUUCACUUUUAGCGCUAAAUAAGACCCUUUGCUUUCUGCUGUUGAAACAUCUUGUUGCAUUUUCAACAUUUUCAUAAAGCUGUGUCUAGGAAUUUGAGAAUCACAACAGGAAAAGAUAAGAAUAGCUGAUAAUUUAUUGGUCCAGAGGAUGAGAUAUGCUGAUUUCCUGCCCUGCUCCCCAGUUUUGUGUUCAGGCCUGCAAUAAGCUAUCAUUUCUUUUUGUAAUCCAUGUUUACAUUGUACAAAAAGCAAAAUAACUUUCUGUUCAAAGUCAAAUUGUAUGUAUUUGUUUGAUUUCUGUACAUUUGUUUACGUUUUGUUAUAGUCUUAAAUGUGUGACUGCAUGGCAAAAAUGGUUUAAGACAGGCAAAACAUAACCAAAAUGUGUGUUUGGCAAGUUCUUACAAAACAUUUUACACUUUGUGUCCUUAUGUGAAAAUAAUCUGAUUUAUGGUCAUAUUUUUUCAAUCUCAACAUGCAUAUUGAUGACAUUUUAAUAUUUGUAACUGUUUGUGACUUGAAUAAAGCAUCUCUGACGG
This is a messenger RNA of Sphaeramia orbicularis (orbiculate cardinalfish), 2925 nucleotides long. RefSeq names its product MAGUK p55 scaffold protein 4b (gene mpp4b). The record is from RefSeq and is a predicted model, not a curated record. Gene Ontology annotation, molecular function: protein binding. The transcript has 23 exons. Bases 223 to 2121 code for a protein of 632 amino acids. Lineage: Eukaryota; Metazoa; Chordata; Actinopteri; Kurtiformes; Apogonidae.